AUGACAUUUGAUACUAAGGCUGAUUCGUUCCCUAGGGACUGCCGUGUAGUUCGAGAUCCCCAGACGCUUAAAUCGAAAGGCUAUGGUUUUGUUUCUUUCGUCAAGAAAGCGGAUGCCGAAAAUGCGAUCGGUACCAUGAACGGCCAAUGGCUCGGGAGUCGAGCAAUUCGCACCAACUGGGCAACAAGAAAGCCUCCUGCCAAUCGUUCUCAGAACGAGACCAAUGCCAAGCCCCUCACAUUUGAUGAAGUUUAUAACCAGUCCAGCCCUACCAAUUGCACAGUCUACUGCGGUGGAAUAACUCAAGGUUUAUCAGAGGAACUGAUGCAGAAGACAUUUACCCCAUUUGGUCCUAUUCAAGAAAUCAGGGUUUUCAAAGAUAAAGGCUAUGCUUUUGUUAGAUUUGCUACAAAAGAAGCCGCCACACAUGCCAUCGUAGCAACCCACAACACAGAAGUGAACGGCCAGACAGUAAAGUGCUCGUGGGGAAAAGAAGCUGGCGACCCUAACAACCAGCAGCAGCAACAGGUGGGCUUAAGUCUCAAGCAAGAAAUUUUAUCAGUUGAAGCUGCUGAAAACAAAGGUUUUUUGGCUAUGUUGUCUCAGAACCUAGCAGCCCAGUAUACUUUCCCUUACCAACAGAUGAGCUACUGGUAUCCUCAAGGGUUUCCACAAGUACAAGGGCAAUUCAUUCAGGGAAUGCAGUAUCCUUAUGGACAGUACUACGGACAAGGCUUUGGAAUGACGGGAAUGCAAAUGGCCUGGCAAGGUAUUCCUGGUCAACCCCAAAUUGCAGCCGCUGCUGCUGCAGCUGCAGCUGCGCAGAGUCCCCUCGCGCAAGGAUUGCAGCAACCAGGAAUGAUCGGUGCCUAUCCUAUGCAGCAGUAUCAGGCUCAGUAG
This is a messenger RNA of Uloborus diversus, 900 nucleotides long. Its product is annotated as cytotoxic granule associated RNA binding protein TIA1-like. The coding region runs from base 1 to 900 and encodes 299 amino acids. The record is from RefSeq and is a predicted model, not a curated record. Gene Ontology annotation, molecular function: RNA binding. NCBI's taxonomy places the organism in Eukaryota, Metazoa, Arthropoda, Arachnida, Araneae, Uloboridae. The transcript is spliced from 9 exons.